CCAGAACAGAGCAAAGUGAAACCCACUUGUUUCCCAACAACACAAUGCAUCUCUUUACUCUGGUCCUUGGGAUCUGGCUUCUUCCAAAAGUCGACACCCUGACAUGUUAUGAGUGUGUACCGGGACUCUCUGGAAGUUGCAUGACAAUCAAACAAUGUCCCACAGCAGAUCAUCAGUGUGGAGCAAUGAGAGUUUUAACAUAUGCAGGAGUUUCAAAACUUUCUGAUAUUCAAGGAAAUACUUGUAUUUUGGCUCAAGAAUGUAUUACUGGUUCAGUCAACUAUGGAGUUCUCAAAACCAUGCUGACCAGCAAGUGCUGCAACUCUGACCGUUGCAACAGCCAACCUGCUCCUGAUGCCAGCCAAUCCUUUCCAAAUGGCAAAAAGUGCUUCACCUGUGAAGGAGAAACAUGCACUAAAACUGUAAACUGCGAAGGGACUGAGGAUCACUGCAUCAAAACAACAGUGGCUGUAGGAGGAAAUAAGAUGACAGUAAAGGGCUGUGCCUCCAAGACGAUUUGCACAACUGCUUCAAAUCCGCAGCUUUCAGGAGUUGUUGGAGCAGAAAUUAACUGCUGUCAGGGUGACUUCUGCAACAGUGCCAGCAGUGCAAGCGCUGGCCUGCUGCUGUUGGUGGGGCCACUUAUUUCUUUGGUCUUGUUCUCUUAGCUGAUGAAGACAGCAGCAUCAUUGUCCAGUUUUUCUUAUCAUAUUGGUUUAAUUAAAGAGUUAACACCCCUGUUCUUCUUUCAUUACAUGCGUGUGUGACAUUGGUAAAAACAUUUUAGUAAGAUACGAUGUAAAGGAAAGGCAAAAUGUUUUCUGCUUCUUUCGGUUGCUUUUUUUUAGUGUGUGUGUUUGUGUGACUUUAGAAACCAGAUGUGUCUGUUUUUACAUAAAAAAUAUUUCAAUGUUAUUCAAUGUUUUAACAAGUAGGAGUCAGAUAAUGGCCUUACAGGGAAAUAGUGUUGAGCUGCAGUCAGUUGACACUGAAUCAGGAAAUUGCAAAAUCCAGAGAUAAACAACAGGUUAGAGAGUGGAGGAGAGAGUCUAGAAAUUUCUGUGACUGUAUUAAAUAAUAAACUAUAUUACCGUCAUAAAACUUUUAAAAUCAGAAAACAGAGUGUUCUGUCUGAUCCUUAAAUCUAAGCAGCAUGAGGUUUGUAUGUGUCAAAGCGUGUACUACGGUAUAUGUGCAUGAAUAAUGGACACUAUGCUCCACCAAUCAUAACAUGGUUACCAGUUCAACUUGUUUAAAUGUUUUUUCUUGCAGUGUAUUCUGAUUUACAAAACUGGAUUUACAAUCUUUAUCUGUAUGGAUUUUGAGGUGCACAGUGAAGAUUCAGAGGUGCAAAUGAAUAUCAGAAUAAAUAAACAUUUAAUUGUG
Melanotaenia boesemani (Boeseman's rainbowfish) is the source of this 1386-nucleotide messenger RNA. Its product is annotated as urokinase plasminogen activator surface receptor-like. Bases 45 to 668 code for a protein of 207 amino acids. The transcript has 5 exons. Lineage: Eukaryota; Metazoa; Chordata; Actinopteri; Atheriniformes; Melanotaeniidae. The record is from RefSeq and is a predicted model, not a curated record.